This is a messenger RNA of Tinamus guttatus (white-throated tinamou), 1166 nucleotides long. RefSeq names its product protocadherin gamma-B5. Gene Ontology annotation, molecular function: calcium ion binding. Gene Ontology annotation, cellular component: plasma membrane. Gene Ontology annotation, biological process: homophilic cell-cell adhesion. The record is from RefSeq and is a predicted model, not a curated record. NCBI's taxonomy places the organism in Eukaryota, Metazoa, Chordata, Aves, Tinamiformes, Tinamidae.
AUCAAUGACAACGCUCCGGUGUUUAGCGAGGCUGCUCUCGAUGUAGAGAUCGGAGAAUGGAUCCUUCCUGGUGCGCGAUUUCCGUUGGAGAUGGCGCAAGAUCCGGAUGUGGGAAGCAACGCACUGCUCAGCUACCAGCUCACCGAAAACCCGUCCUUCAGGCUGGAGGUAAAGGAGACUUCAAGUGGCAAGAAGCAGCCCGAAUUGGUGUUAGAAAGAGCUUUGGAUCGCGAGAAGCAGAGCUCGUUUCAGAUGGUGCUGACGGCGGUGGACGGCGGGUCUCCAGCGAGGUCAGGCACUGUCCAGAUUCGCAUCAACGUGACAGACGCCAACGACAACGCGCCCGUGUUCAGCAAAAGCGCCUACGAGGCGCGAGUGCGGGAGAAUGUGCCGACGGGCUCGCUGGUGCUGCAGGUGCGAGCCACGGACGCGGAUGCGGGCUCCAACGGGCGAGUGUCGUACUCCUUCAGCAACGUUCCCGACGCUGUCCGCGCUGUCUUCAGCAUAGACAGCGACAGCGGCGACAUCCGCAACGUGGGGAUUCUGGAUUUCGAGGAGCGGAAGGAAUACACCUUCGGAGUAGUGGCGAGGGAUGGGGGCGGUCUAAGUGGUCACAGCCAGGUGCACAUAAAGAUCAUGGACGAGAACGACAACGCGCCCGAGAUAACGACGUUGUCUGUGUCGAGCUCGAUCCCCGAGGACUCCCCGCCCGGCACCGUGGUUGCCCUCAUCAAGGUGCGAGACCGAGACUCAGACGACAACGGGAAGGUGUGGUGCGAGCUGGAGGGCGAGUCGCCGCUGUCGAUCGUGGCGUCGUCGGGCAGCUCGUACAAGGUGGUGACGGCGAGCGCGCUGGACAGGGAGCGCGCGUCCGAGCACAACGUGACGGUGGUGGCCAGCGACCGGGGCAGCCCGUCGCUGUCGAGCCGCACGGCGCUGUCGCUGUCCGUGUCGGACGUGAACGACAACGCGCCGGUGUUCGAGGAAGCCGCCUACAGCGCCUACGUGUCGGAGAACAACUUGGCGGGCGCGGCGGUGCUGCGCGUGCGGGCGCGCGACGCGGACGCGGGCGCCAACGGGCGCGUGAGCUACUGGCUGGUGGGCGGCAGCGCGGGCGAGGCGGCGGCAGCGGCGGGGGCCUCCGGGUGGGGGGGGGGGGGGGGGGG